Molecule: messenger RNA, 2499 nt
Organism: Ictalurus furcatus (blue catfish)
Lineage: Eukaryota; Metazoa; Chordata; Actinopteri; Siluriformes; Ictaluridae
Gene: tbx2b
Product: T-box transcription factor 2b
Exons: 7
Coding region: 296-2365 (689 amino acids)
Biological process (GO): regulation of transcription by RNA polymerase II; positive regulation of DNA-templated transcription; cell fate specification
Cellular component (GO): nucleus
Molecular function (GO): DNA-binding transcription factor activity, RNA polymerase II-specific; RNA polymerase II cis-regulatory region sequence-specific DNA binding
Source: RefSeq, a predicted model, not a curated record
GCAGAAAACAAAUAUCUUCUUUCAAAGUGUCGUUGCGCUCACUUUGACCGGUAAUAAUACGAGACUUGGUGAAAUCAGCAGCUAGAGGGAAACUGAAGUGCUUGUUCCCUAUAGCUUCUCUGCCUCCGCUCGCUUUUGAGCGACAAUACAGAAACUUUGCACUGUAGUCGAAGAUUACCUCAACGCCUUUCUCUCUUUAGACUGUUACGACGGCAUUUUCCUGCUGGAUAAGCGCCGAUUUGAAAGGAAAAACAUCACUUAAAUAUCACAUUUUUCAGCGAUUUUGGAUGCACCGAUGAGAGAUCCAGUUUUUUCAGGCAGUGCCAUGGCUUACCACCCUUUCCACGCUCACCGGCCCACCGACUUCCCCAUGUCAGCGUUCCUGGCGGCCGCUCAGCCCUCCUUCUUCCCGGCUCUAGCGCUGCCGCCCGCCGCUCUCACUAAGCCGCUGACGGAGCACAGUCUGGCCGGAGCCGCCGAGGCUGCGCUCCAUCCGGCGCUCAGUCACCACCAUCAGGCCGCUCAUCUGCGCAGCCUCAAAAGUCUAGAACCGGAGGAAGAGGUGGAAGAUGAUCCAAAAGUCACACUGGAAGCCAAGGAUCUAUGGGACCAAUUCCACAAAUUAGGAACAGAGAUGGUUAUUACUAAAUCUGGCAGGAGAAUGUUUCCUCCCUUUAAAGUCCGAAUAAACGGACUUGACAAAAAAGCCAAAUAUAUUUUGUUGAUGGAUAUUGUGGCCGCUGAUGACUGCCGCUAUAAGUUCCAUAACUCGCGCUGGAUGGUGGCGGGGAAGGCCGACCCGGAGAUGCCCAAGCGCAUGUACAUCCACCCGGAUAGUCCAGCUACAGGAGAGCAGUGGAUGGCAAAACCUGUCGCUUUCCAUAAGCUCAAACUGACAAACAACAUUUCAGACAAGCAUGGAUUUACUAUACUGAAUUCAAUGCAUAAAUACCAGCCUAGGUUCCAUAUUGUGAGGGCCAACGAUAUUCUGAAGCUUCCCUACAGCACUUUCAGGACAUAUGUGUUUCCCGAGACGGAAUUCAUUGCUGUCACUGCCUAUCAAAACGACAAGAUUACACAGCUGAAGAUUGAUAAUAAUCCCUUUGCAAAAGGCUUCAGAGACACGGGAAAUGGAAGGAGGGAGAAAAGGAAGCAGUUAACUCUGCCCUCGUUACACAUGUAUGAGGUUGGACAGUGUAAAGUGGAUCGGGAAGGGGCAGACUCAGACGCGUCCUCAGGCGAACAGGCCGCAGCCAAGGACUCAGUUCAUUCCCCUCUCGGACCUGCAUCCAGUCCUCUCACGUUCACCAGAGCCAAUAGAGAGGAUAAAGCUUGCACCGACAGUGAGCAUGAAGCUGAGCAUCAAGAAGACCUCUGUGGAGAAUCGAGCAGUCCUAAACCACCAUCUCCAUUCAGCCCCAGAAGUGAGGAGCAGUCGAGAGAGAGACCAAACACGGAGAAGAAGGAGGACUAUUUGGAUUCAAGAAAGCAAAACGAGUCCGUAUUUAGCCUAGGCAACCUCGAUAAAGACAAACUGGAGAACAAGCACAGGAAAGACACUACAGAGUCGUCUAAGAAGGACGUGGACAAUGGGGGUCUUAGCGGAAGUAAAGAGAGUUUCUCGCCCCUUAUGGUCCAGACAGAGAGUCCAUCACAUUUCGGAGCAGGACAUCUGCAGAGUCUAGCUCUCUCUGGCCUGCACAGUCAACAGUUCUUUAACCCUCUGAACACCGGACAGCCUCUGCUCUUUCACCCAGGACAGUUCGCGAUGGGCCCUGGAGCAUUUUCUGCUAUGGGUAUGGGACAUCUACUGGCUUCAGUAUCAGGAACAAGCGGUUUGGACAAUGGCAGCCUUUCGGCACAGGGAGCCGGAAGUAGCCCUAAUCCAUUUCCCUUUCACCUGUCUCAGCACAUGCUAGCCUCUCAGGGUAUCCCCAUGCCUCCAUUCGGUGGUCUGUUCCCCUACCCGUACACGUACAUGGCUGCAGCAGCUGCCGCGGCUUCUGCGCUCCCCACCAGCAGCUCUUCCUCUUCUCUCUCCCGGAACCCGUUCCUGAACAGCUCACGGCCGCGGCUACGCUUCAGCCCCUAUCAGCUUCCAGUGGCUAUUCCUCAAAGCACAAACCUGCUCACCACCGGAUUGCCAGGCGGCCUGAAUCCUUCAUCGGAGUCCUCGAAAUCAGGCAGCAGGGAGGCCAGUCCUGUGCCCGAUCAACACAACCAUAAAGCCGCGUCCUCUCAGAGAAAUGGCUCCCCAAAAGCCACACUGAAGGAGUCCAUCAAUGAACUGCAGAACAUCCAGAGGCUAGUGAGCGGCCUGGAAAGCCAAAGGGAGGCAUCAUCACCCAGAAACUCUCCCAAAUGAGCCAGGAUCAACAAACCUAUCCAGGGCAUGACUUGAACUGGCAGAGGAUGUUAUUAUCAAGUGUCUAUCCGAAGGAUGUUCGUAUACUUUUUUUUUUAACCCAUGGAUGAUCGCAGUGGCAAUAGCAAACAAGA